This is a messenger RNA of Chiloscyllium plagiosum (whitespotted bambooshark), 7103 nucleotides long. The record is from RefSeq and is a predicted model, not a curated record. Lineage: Eukaryota; Metazoa; Chordata; Chondrichthyes; Orectolobiformes; Hemiscylliidae.
CGGAGAUGUUCCGGUUCAAGGGUGAAGUGCCAAUUACCAUGUGGGGCGAAGAGGAGUGAAGGCUAGUUUCGUUAAAUUAUAAGAGGAAAGCAAAAUGACCUCUUUAGCCUUUCAGCUGAAACGCUUGGCUUUACCACAGAAUGAUCCAAGUCUUCUGUCUCGCACAGUGACAGUAUCGUUGUUGUUUGAUUGUAAGGAAGCUGCUACUGUUGACAGAGACACUUUCUUUGCCAUAGGAUGUACAGGUCUAGAGGAACUUAUUGGAAUUGAUCCAGCUUUUGAAGAAUUUCAGUCGACACUCUUCAGCCAAGCUUCCAAAGGUCUAGAACGUAGUGUUCAAACUAAAGAAGUGAAUGCCAAGCUCAAUGAGAAUAUAUUGAUUUUUCUAACACGCUUAUCACCAUAUUUCAUGCUCAAGCCAGCUCAAAAAUGCCUCGAAUGGCUUAUUCAAAGGUUCCACAUUCAUCUGUAUAAUCAGGACAGUUUGAUCGGCUGCAUUCUUCCCUAUCAUGAGACCAAUGUAUUUGUCAGAGCCAUUCAGCUUCUUAAAAUUGAUUGCCCAACUCAUCGCUGGCAUUGGCUGAUGCCCAUGCAGAAAUAUGGCGUCCCAUUGGCAAGAAGUACAUUAAUUACACAUUGUUACAAAGAUUUGAACUUUAUGGAUUUCAUCUGCAGUCUGAUAACCAAAGCUGUCAAGACAUUUGGAGAUUAUCCUAGCAAUCCAGCACAGCUGAGGGUUCUUUUUUCUUUUUAUGCAUCCACCAUUGUGGUAGCAUUAAACACUGCGGAGAAAAUAACAGACACCAUAGUGGCCAAACUGCUUCCAUAUAUCCAGAAGGGAUUGAAGUCUUCAUUUGCUGAUUAUAGAGCUGCUACCUAUAUGAUAAUCUGUCAGCUUGCUGCAAAAGCUGUCAUGGAAACCUCUCUGGUAAACACUCUGGCCCAGCAGAUCACCAAAUCACUUGUGAAGACACCAUCACUGAAGCGAGAGGGAUUGAGUUGUUUGAUAGUUUUACUACAGCACCAAAAGAAAGAAAGUAUUAGUGAAAAGACCUUUAAUCAUCUCUGUAAUAUUCCUGGCCUCAUUACAACUCUCCAAGAGAUUGAUACUAGGUAUAAUGUUUCUCCAUUGCUCCAAUGUUUUCUCCCGAAACUGAUACAUUCCGUUAUCACAGAAGGCUACAACAGAAUUAGAAGCAAGACGAAGCCAUUCAGCCCAUCGAGCCUGCUCCACCCAGACACAGCUGAAAUGCCUGAAGAGCAGGAAGAACGUUCUGAUGGCCCAACCCACAUCCAACUUCUGGAAGGCAUACUUCAGAAUGUUGCAUUAGAGAGCAACCUGGACCAAAUUGUAGCCAAUGUGCUUCUUGAGGAGUACAUUUCCCAUUGGACAGAGAAUAUAAACUCUGACAGUCUUUCUGCUUUAAAUAAAGAAAUAAUGCCCGUGGUCAGACUCAUGGAAGCAAAGUAUUCUAACGUUUAUGAUAUAGUCUUGGAAGAACAAUUGAAAAAAGUCAAAACCCAGCGUGAGCAAGACAUCUUUCACCAGUUUGUUUCUCUGUCAUUGAACAGUGCCAAGCAUCAGUUGUUGGCAGAUUCUAACACAUCUUUGUUGCUGAGUCUGAAUCACCCACAGCCUACAAUCAGAAUAUUUGCUGUUGAACGCUUGAAGGAAAUCAUUAAAACAUCACAGGAGGGAUGUGAUGAUCUUUUUCUGAAGGAAGCAAUUUUAGAGCGUUUGAAAGAUGACAGUCUAGAGGUAGUUCUGGUCGCUAUGCAAGCUCUGGAGGCCUUCUCUGGAACCCUUGGCCAAGAAGAGACAGUUACUUGCCUUUUGACAGUGCUUCAACGAGUGAACCUUUCUGAUAAUGACUAUUGGCAAGUUAUUCUGGAAGAGGCAAUUCAGUUUUUAAGCUCAGGGGAAUUCCUUCAUGUGAAUGAAAUAUUAACUAAUCAGAUAUGGAUGGAACUCUUGCCCUAUAUGGUCCCAACCAACCCAGCCAUAGCAUCAGCUGAACAGAAAAUAACAAUCUUUCUUGCUGAUUCAAGUUUCUGCUCCAUGAGUCCACUGCUGCAUGGCUGGCCAGCAGAGCUCAAAAAAGUUAUUGAUGGCUGUAAUUCUGAAGAAAUUGUGGGUGAAGCAAGUCAGAAAUUGAUCCAACUUCUGGCAAAUAACUUGUGUUUAAUGGAGCCUCCUUCUAGGACUCGAACUAUGGGACAUCUCAUAGAAAUCAUUGCAAAAGAAUCCUCAGAUGUGAAACAGAUGCUGAUAUCUGAUAUACUAAGUUUUGCUUUAAUUCAGACCUUGGAUAAACAGUCUGAACGGGAUUGUUUGCACGUGGCUUUGCAAGUGUAUUGUGUUCUGGAGAAAAGGUUGAAGAAACUAAUAGCAAAAAAGUCACAUUUGCAUGAAAGCUCAGUAAUUCGACAAACUAAGGUUUCUCAAAAAUGGCAUUGUGAUUCUGUUGAAGGGAACAUAGUACCAGCAGGACUACUUACACAAUAUGUGAAAAAUGUGCGGCAUUAUAGUGCUGAAAAUGCAGAAGCUGGAUUAAUCCUUACUUUCUUGCUAAAGAAUUUUAUUGUUGCUUUCAAACCACCCAAAUCAUUUUUGAAAGAUCAGGCUUGGUGGAAUCCUGAAAGUUUGGACAGGCAAAGCUGUGAUUACCUUCAUCUUCUCAUUAAUGUCUUUGACAUUACUGUUUGUGCUGCUAGUGAAGAAGAGCUUGGAGGAAACUUCAGGAAUCUUGUGAAGUUUCUAAUUAAGACCCAUCUGCAUGAUUCCGAUCAUCUCUUCAAGUUCUUGUCGCUUCUGUGGAGCCACAAUUGUAGCCUUACCAACCAGUUAAACCGGCCAGUUAGUGCUGUGUUGCAGACUCGAGCCCUUUACUUCGGUCAUGCUGUACUUGCAUCGCAGUCUGCAGAGAGCAGAAGUCUGAUUGCAACUCCAUCAUUCCCAGUGGUGGUCUCCUUAAUCAUCAGUUUGGGAAAUCCUGUGAGAGAGGUGCGUCGAGCAGCUAUUGCCUGUCUGCAACCAUUAACUACAGUGCACGGGUCUAUCUAUAAAGUGGUAGUCAAUAAACUUGCCUGUAUGGCUGAAGAGAUUAUUGCAGAUCCCACUCAUUUAAGCCAGGCUCUGAGUAGUUUAUUUGAGGAGGCUUUAACACCGAGUAAAGCAGGAUCACAGCAUGAAAAACUUACUGAAGCUCUGGAGAAUCUGCUGUAUUGCAUCGGAGAUGCUGUGCGACCAUCAUAUGUAGCUCAUAACUUGUUGAAAGCACUUGAGGAGGUGAAUGGAGAGAUUGUAUUGUCCAAGUUGCUACCUCUAAUGGGGAGACUCAUCGAGAAAGAAUCUGAUACUCUUCUCAAAGAUGAAGCCCUUAUGCUGCAUUUGAUCCUCUCAAAGUACAACGAGCAUUCUGCAGCAUUACUGGCAAAGGAUCCACAUAGUCUGGAUCUUUUCAUCUGUGCCUUAAAUAGUUCCAAGGAAGUGUACCAAGGGUUACAGCCAUUGCAGAUCACUGCACUAGAAAAGAUCACAAAACAGUUCUUUGCAGCUCUGCCUGAUGGGAAGAUUCAGAAGAGGUUACUGGGAGUACUAUUUGACUUGCUUGUGCAGUGCAAAAACCCAAUCUGUGCACAGACAAUAAGCAGUGUUUUCAAGGCGAUUGUUGUUGAUGCUGAACAAAUUGCCCAGGAGCUCGGACCUUUGGAAAAGCCUCAAAUCCGUGUAACCAUCCAGCAGACCAGGAGGCAGAAAAUGCUGCAGCAGCGGAAAAUCCAAGAUUUGAAGAAUGAAGAACCUGAUUUUUCAACAGGCAAAAUUAACUGGCAGAGAGCCAUACUCAUCAUGGAAUUGUUGCAGCAUAAGAAGAAACUCAAAAAUCCUCAGGUUCUGGUUCCGACCCUCUUCAGCCUUCUGUCCAGGUGCCUGGAUCCAUCACUGUCUGAGGAUGGCAGCCUGGAGUACACAAAGCAGCUGAUCCUCAGUUGUUUACUCAACCUCUGUCAAAAGCUAUCACCAGAUGGUACAAGGAUCAGCAAAGAUGUCCUUGAUGAAGAGAAGUUUAACGUGGAGCUAAUUGUUCAAUGUGUCAGAGGUUCUAAUAUGCCUCAGACUCACCAUCAUGCAUUACUGCUCCUGGGUGCUGCUGCUGGAUUUUUUCCUGACAAGGUUCUCCAUAAUAUCAUGCCGAUUUUUACUUUCAUGGGUGCGAAUGUGAUGCGACUGGAUGAUAGCUAUAGUUUCCAGGUGAUAAAUAAGACAGUACAGACCGUAAUCCCAGCACUUAUUCAAGCUGAUGAUGAAGGUUCUGCAGAAACGAAGCAGAAUGUGGAAAAUGUUGUUACAAAAAUCAUCCAUGUGUUUGUAGAUGCUAUGCCACAUGUACCCGAGCACAGGAGAGUACCUAUCCUUUCACAGCUCGUCAACACAGUGAGUGCGGAACGCUUCCUUUGGACUCUCCUGUUGCUUCUUUUUGAGCAGCAUGUGACCAAGGCUACUACUUCAGCAACCAACAAUGAAAAGGAAGCUGCUGUAGAAAGAGAUGUUGAGUUUUGGAUUGCUGUUUGCUGCGAGUUCAGUGCUCAGGAGCAGCUACAGAGCUUCAUCAAUAUUUUGCGUUACUUAGCAAAGCUCCCAGAAGAAAAGGAAGACAAAGCUGAAGGACAGAGAAAAAUGAGGACAAAGGGAAGCAAAGCAAGAAACCAGAGUGAAGAGGAACCACUGUUCAACAUAGACACGCACACAGCCAAACAGCUACGGCAUUUCAAAUUUCUUUCUGUCUCAUUCAUGGCUCAGAUUCUUGCCUCCAACAGCUUUGUUGGAAAGGUUGCAGACUGUGAUAAUUCUGAAGAAGAAGUUUUGCAGAAGCUUGAACAAAGUUUGUUGGAGGAAAUUCUGUGCUACAUUAACGUUGUUGCUCACAGUGUGGAGGAGAAUGCAGAGAAGCCGACAGCCAAAUUUUGGAGAUCUCUACUCAACCGGUCAUAUGAUGUCUUAGAUAAAGUGAAUGCCUUGUUACCGACAGAAACCUUCAUCCCAGUGAUACGUGGGCUGAUAAGCAAUCGGUUACCUUCAGUUCGACGUAAAGCUAUGGAUCUCUUGAAUAAUAAACUCCAGCAGCACAGAACUGUGUGGCAGAAACGUCAGAUCACCUUGCUUUUGAGUCUGAUUGGGGAACUUCUGAAUGUUGCUUGCUGUAAGCAAAAAGAAGUGGAGCAGGCAGUUAACCGCCAGACAGCGCUUUUCAGCCUGAAGCUUCUUUGCAGGUGCUUUGGUGCAAAUCACCAAAAAUCAUUUGUGCCUGUUCUAGCGACCGCUGUUGACCUGGUCAUGGAUAACAACGAAGAGGAGGAAAAGAAUGUGCUGGGAAGUGCUUUGCUUUGUAUAGCCGAAGUCACCACUGCACUCAAAGCACUGGCAAUUCCACAACUUCCAAGGCUGAUGCCAGGACUGCUAAAGACCCUGAAAAAACAGAAGGAACUGCUGUCCAAUGAAAUUUAUUUACUAAGUGCUGUUACAGCAUUGCAGAAAGUUGUAGAAACACUGUCACAUUUCAUCAACCCGUAUCUACAGGACAUCCUUGCACAAGUCACCCGUUUGACCAAAAUUGCCUCAAGGACUGGCCAUUCUUCACAGCUUGACCCACAUCUAACAUCACUUCGAACUACUCUGGCCACAAAGCUAGCUCCUCGAGUUCUGUUGCCAGCAAUUAAUAAGUGCUACGAUAAACUUGCUAGCACCAAUCAGAAUUAUUUAGGUCCACUUUUCGAUAUCCUUAAGGAGCAUAUUAGUAACAUAGAAAAGGAACAAGUGAACUCCCAUCAAUCUGAGCUUACAUUGUUUUUCCUGAAAGCACUGGAUUUCAGAGCAGAUCAUUUGGAGGAUGAUUUGGAUAAUGUAGGUGAAAUUGAAGGGCUUGUAAUUAACUGUCUUGUUGGUAUGGUAAUGAAACUGUCAGAGGUUACCUUCAGGCCCCUGUUCUUUAAGCUGUUUGACUGGAGUAAAUCUGAGGGAUUCUCUAAAGAUAGAAUGAUUACAUUCUACCGUUUGGCAGACUGCAUUGCAGACAAACUGAAAGGGUUAUUUACUCUUUUUGCUGGGCAAUUAGUGAAACCCUUUGCUGACAUUUUGAACCAGACAAAUACUGUCAAAACCGAUGAAGCUUUCUUUGACUCAGAUAAAAACACUGAGAAAUCGUGCUUACUACUUCAAUUUGUCUGCGACUGCAUGCACAAAAUCUUUCUCUACGACACUCAGCGAUUUGUCAGUAAGGAGAGAGCUGAUACGCUUAUGAUGCCCUUAGUAGAUCAGCUGGAAAACAUGCUGGGAGGUGAGGAGGCGUACAAGGACAGAGUGACCAAUCAUCUAGUCCCAUGUAUAGCACAGUUUUCUGUUGCUAUUGGUGAUGAUUCUGUCUGGAAACCACUGAAUUACCAGAUCCUGCUUAAGACACGACACAGCUCACCUAAGGUGAGAUUUUCUGCUCUGAUUAUGCUGCUGGAAUUGGCUGGUAAACUGAAGGAGAACUACAUGUUGUUACUGCCGGAAACAAUCCCAUUCUUGGCAGAGCUACUGGAAGAUGAAUGUGAAGAAGUGGAGCACCAUUGUCAGAAGGUUAUCCAGCAGCUUGAAAUCAUACUUGGGGAACCACUGCAAAGCUAUUUCUGAAAACAUUGAAGAUGUACAAAGGUUUUAUAAAUAUAAAUAUUUUAUUUGUACAAUAGGGGUUCAUACAGUACUACAUUUCUGUAAUCUGCAUAGCUAUUUAAAUCACUUCUAUUGAAGUAGUAAUGCUUAAGAUACAGAAUUUUAUAUUGUAUGUGAAAUAUCAACAUUUGUGAUAAUUCACCAGACUUGGCUCAGGUUGGAUGAAGAAUUUCCAGCAGCCUCCAUAUUGCUGUUAACUUUCAACAAUCAUUAUUAUCACCCAACAAAUUUUAAUAAACAGGUUGAAAAAGAGUGUUGAUUUUUAUUUUAACCACCUUAUCAUUCAAAUGGGAGCAACAACCUAAUUAGACUUAGGAUCAGAAACUGUUGCAAAUUCACUGUAUGGGCAUUUAGUGAAAUUAUAUUCAAUAAAUCUAGCAAUUUGCUAACA